AUAUUUUUCUGACAUCCAUCAAUAUGAGAGUUCUCUUGGUUGUCUGCUUCCUGGCUUUGGUCACGCCUUCGAUCCUGGCCCGUACCAUGGAUCGCUGCUCCCUGGCCAGGGAGAUGUCCAACCUGGGCGUUCCCCGUGAUCAGCUCAACAAGUGGACCUGCAUUGCCGAACACGAGAGCUCCUACCGCACCGGAGUUGUGGGUCCCCCGAACACUGAUGGAUCCAACGACUAUGGCAUCUUCCAGAUCAACGAUCGUUAUUGGUGUCAGCCUUCCAAUGGACACUUUUCACACAACGGUUGCGGUGUGAGCUGCAAUGAACUGCUUAAGGACGACAUCACCAGGUCCGUGCGAUGCGCCCAGAAGGUCCUGGGAGAGCAGGGAUGGGCUGCCUGGUCCGUGUGGCAUUUUUGCAGCGGAAACCUUCCCCCGAUCGAUGAUUGCUUUAAAUAGUCUUAUACUUGAAAAGUAUUAUGUUAAAUUACUACCUCUACAAGAAAUGUAAU
This is a messenger RNA of Drosophila serrata, 505 nucleotides long. It is a transcript of the gene LysX, whose product is annotated as Lysozyme X. The record is from RefSeq and is a predicted model, not a curated record. NCBI's taxonomy places the organism in Eukaryota, Metazoa, Arthropoda, Insecta, Diptera, Drosophilidae. Gene Ontology annotation, molecular function: lysozyme activity.